This is a messenger RNA of Mus pahari (shrew mouse), 2727 nucleotides long. Its product is annotated as toll-like receptor 12. Gene Ontology annotation, cellular component: membrane. The transcript has a single exon. The record is from RefSeq and is a predicted model, not a curated record. Gene Ontology annotation, molecular function: protein binding; transmembrane signaling receptor activity. Lineage: Eukaryota; Metazoa; Chordata; Mammalia; Rodentia; Muridae. The coding region runs from base 1 to 2727 and encodes 908 amino acids. Gene Ontology annotation, biological process: toll-like receptor signaling pathway; inflammatory response; immune response.
AUGGGUAGAUACUGGCUGCUGCCUGGUCUCUUCCUUUCUCUGCCUCUGGUAACAGGGUGGAGCACUUCCAACUGCCUGGUGACCGAAGGCUCCCGACUGCCCCUGAUCUCCCGCUAUUUCACAUUCUGCCAGCACUCCAAGCUGUCCUUUCUUGCUGCAUGCCUCUCCGUGAGCAACCUGACCCAGACCUUGGAAGUUGUACCUCGGGCUGUGGAGGGGCUCUGCCUCAGUGGUACUGUGUCUACUCUGCUUCCAGAUGCUUUCUCUGCUUUUCCGGGUCUCAAGGUCCUGGCACUGAAUCUGCACCUUACCCAACUCCUGCCGGGAGCUCUCCGCGGCCUGGGACAGCUGCAGAGCCUCUCUUUUUUUACCUUUCCUCUUGGGAAACCUCUCUUUCUACCUCCUGAUGCCUUCAGUGACCUGAUUUCCCUCCAGAGACUCCAUAUCUCUGGCCCCUGCCUGGAUAAGAAGGCAGGUAUCCACCUGCCUCCCAGUGUGCAGUGGCUGGGUGUCACGCUCAGUUGCAUUCAGGACAUGGGAGAGCUGGCUGGUAUGUUCCCAGAUCUGGUGCAAGGUUCCUCCUCCCGGGUUUCAUGGACCCUGCAGAAGUUGGAUCUGUCAUUAAACUGGAGGCUGAAGAUGGCUAGUCCUGGGUCCCUCCAGGGUCUCCAGGUAGAGGUUCUGGAUCUGACAAGAACACCACUGGAGGCUGUGUCGGUGAAGGGCCUGGGACUUCAGAAACUCGAUGUCUUGUAUGCACAGACUGCCACGGCCGAGUUGGCUGCUGAGGCUGUUGCCCACUUUGAACUACAGGGCUUGAUUGUGAAAGAAAGCAAGAUAGGAUCUAUAUCUCAGGAGGCCCUGGCUUCCUGCCGCAGCCUAAAGACCUUGGGUCUUUCAAGCACCGGCCUGACCAAGCUGCCACCAGGCUUCCUGACUGCCAUGCCUAGGCUUCAGCGACUGGACCUGGCUGAAAACCAACUGCAGAGCACCGUGCUGUGCAUGAACAAGACGGGAGACGUGUCAGGACUCACGACUCUGGAUCUGUCAGGCAAUGGGUUGCACAUCCUGCCUCCAGCCGCCUUCUCCUGCUUACCACACUUGCGAGAGCUGCUGCUUCGGAACAACCAGCUGCUUUCCCUGGAGGGACACCUAUUCCAGGAUCUCCAGCAACUAGAGACCUUGAAGCUGGAUGGAAAUCCCCUGCUUCACCUGGGUAAGAGCUGGUUGGCGGCUCUGCCUGAAUUGACCACCCUCAGCCUGCUACAUACCCAAAUACCGCUGAGCCCAGAGCCUGGUUUCUGGGGAGCAAAGAGUCUGCGUACCUUGAGCUUGAGUCUUCCCUCUCUCCUUGCUCCUCUCCCUGCUCCGGCAGUAUUGUCACUGCCCAUGUAUCUGACCAGCUUAGAGCUUCAUGUAGCCUCAGGCACGACGCACUGGAUGCUGUCCCCAAGGAUCUUUCCUUCCUUGGAAACCUUGACUAUAAAUGGCAGGGGUCUGAAGCUGAAACUGGGGUCCCAGAAUGCUUCUGACGUCUUCCCUGCUCUCCAAAAGCUCUUCCUGCUUAACAACAGCUUGGAGGCCUUCUGCUCCCAGGGCACCUCCAACCUUUUCCUCUGGCAGCUCCCCAAACUUCAGUCCUUGAGGGUAUGGGGUGCUGGAAGCAGCUCCAGACCCUGCCUUAUUACUGGGCUGCCCAGACUACAGGAGCUGAAGCUGGAGUCUCUUCAGUCCAUAACCCAGCCCCGUUCGGUCCAGCUGGAGGAGCUGGUGGGCGACCUUCCACAGCUCCAGGCCUUACUGCUAUCCAGCACAGGGCUCCAGUCCCUGUCUGCCUCUGCUUUCCAGCACCUGCACAGUCUCCAGGUCUUAGUGCUAGAUCAAGAGAAAGACUUGCUGUUGCAGGACAGUCUGAGGGAGUACAGCCCUCAGAUGCCCCGCUAUAUAUACAUUCUGGAGUCAAACCUGACCUGCCAGUGUGCCAAUGCGUGGAUGGAGCCGUGGGUUAAGCAGUCCACUAAAACGUACAUAUACAUAAGAGGCAAUCGCUUAUGUCCAGAAGUCAGUCUCCCUGCUUGGGGUUCCCUUACCUCCUUUCUCUGGGACCACUGCCCCCAGACGUUGGAGCUGAAACUCUUUUUGGCUAGUUUUGCCUUGGUGUUAGUGCUAAUUGCCUUGCCUCUCCUCCAAGAAGCCAGGAACUCUUGGAUCCCCUACCUGCAGGCCUUGUUCAGGAUUUGGCUCCAGGGUCUGAGGGGUAAGGGAGACGAAGGGAAGAGGUUCCUUUUUGACGUAUUCGUGUCCCACUGCAGGCAAGACCAGGGCUGGGUGAUAGAGGAACUUCUGCCUGCUCUGGAGGGCUUCCUUCCAGCUGGCCUGGGCCUGCGCCUCUGUCUCCCUGAGCGUGACUUUGAGCCUGGUAAGGAUGUAGUUGAUAACGUGGUAGAUAGCAUGAUGAGCAGCCGUACCACACUCUGCGUGUUGAGUGGCCAGGCCCUGUGUAACCCCCGAUGCCACCUGGAGCUCCGCUUGGUCACCUCUCUCCUCCUGGCUGCCCCGUGCCCUCCAGUGUUGCUGCUCGUCUUCUUGGAACCCAUUUCUCGACACCAGCUUCCCGGUUACCACAGACUGGCUCGGCUGCUUCGACGAGGAGACUACUGUCUGUGGCCUGAGGAAGAGGAGAGAAAGAGUGGGUUCUGGACUUGGCUAAGGAGCAGGCUAGGGUAG